Messenger RNA from Nothobranchius furzeri (turquoise killifish), 397 nucleotides. Lineage: Eukaryota; Metazoa; Chordata; Actinopteri; Cyprinodontiformes; Nothobranchiidae. The record is from RefSeq and is a predicted model, not a curated record.
AGGAGAGUAUUUUGGGACAACUUUAAGAGCUUCUAGGUCAAUUCCAAUAGUUUGUGUUUGGGAUGGAUGUGCCUCCUGCACGGUCCAUACUGCUGGUGGGAGAGGGGAACUUCUCCUUUUCCUCCUCUGUGUGUCAGCUAGAAGCAGAGAGCAGCAUCACCGCCACUUGUCUGCAGCAUCAGGAGGAGGCACUGCGGCAGGAGGGUGCAGCCAUCAACAUCCAGACCAUCCAGGACUCAGGAGGAUGCGUGCUCUUUGGGGUGGAUUGCACCAAGCUGGGGGAGUGUGUCUCCCUGCAGGGCCGAGUGUUUGAUCGGGUGGUGUUCAACUUUCCUCACUGUGGAAGGAAGAGUGGAGUGAAGAAGAACAGAGAGCUGCUGAAAAACUUCUUCCUCAG